This is a messenger RNA of Gloeophyllum trabeum ATCC 11539, 1572 nucleotides long. RefSeq lists its product as uncharacterized. The record is from RefSeq and is a predicted model, not a curated record. The transcript has a single exon. The coding region runs from base 1 to 1572 and encodes 523 amino acids. Lineage: Eukaryota; Fungi; Basidiomycota; Agaricomycetes; Gloeophyllales; Gloeophyllaceae.
AUGGCCGAGAAACUCGCUUCUCGAGCUGCAGGUUCAAAAGAGCCGCAAUUUGGGUCGGCGGCUUCAACGCGUCAUAAUAAAAUCGCAAGAACGUCUCUGGCUUCGGAGACACAGAUACCGGAGUCAGCGACGACCGUGGAUAGGCAAGAUCAUGCUCUACAGCACGAUACGUCCGUCAUCGGACGCCUCCCGAAUGAACUGCUGCUGAUCGUCUGGAAGCAUCUACGCCCGUUCAUCAAGACGUACACCUAUCGUGGCAAGCGUAAAGCUUCCGUGGGGAAGGAGAUUGUUGCGUCUCUCCCGUACCCGUUUAUUCUCUCCUGGGUAUCCUCACGUUGGAGGACAUUGGCUAUCGGCACACCCGAACUAUGGAACCACGUGGAUGUCUCGCCCGUGUCCUCUGGUCGGAUCCUGGAGUUUCAGCUCCAGCGAUCACAGGCCUAUCCACUCCGUGUUGAACUCAGGUGUCACGCGGAUAAGCCCUUUGAGCCUGCAGUCCCCGGACCUGCCUCGCGAAUGCAGGACUUAGUGGAGCUGCUGAUAACCAGUUCAGCAGACAGAUGGGAGAGCUUGGAUGUGACCAUCGAUGGGCCGUUAGCUGUGUUCUGCACCGACAGCAACAGGUCUUUGGCUUUCCAGCUGCAAGAUGUGUCCUGUCCACGGCUGAGGGAAUUGUCGAUAAAGGAUGACCGGCGGUGCCGUGGUGAUGAAAGUUUCACUAUCCUCAAGAAGCGGCCUAGGGAUCUUUCUCGGCUCAUUGUCUCAGGAGCACCACUCAAAUCUCAUCUUCAUCUGUUUCCUGGGUUGUCAUAUCUCAGGCUGGAGUCUGUGGAUUACCUUCCGACUGCAAAGCAACUUUGUGACGCCCUUGCUACUUGCAUAUCUUUGACGGAAUUCGUCACCGUCGGAGUUUGCUUCUGGGAUUGGGCUAAAGAUCGACAGCCGAUUCAUUUACCAGCCCUCCGUACGCUCGAGGUCUCGCUGACGGGAUCGGAUGGAGGCGAGGAAUUCACUGCUCAUCUGUUCACUUGUCUAGAUGCUCCGAAUAUGCGAGAGCUACGGUUUUCCAACUGCGACGGGUACGCCGUGGCUUGCGUCAUAACGGUAUCGAAUAAAAGGCCCGCAUUUUCGCACCAAAUUACAAACGUCGCCUUGUGCCAUACCCGGGCCAUUCCCGAGUCUCGGGCACCCCGCAGAUACGCUACGCAUACGCUGCUUGCCAAGUUCUGCGCAUGUUUCCCUUCCGUGCAGGAACUACGAUUGUGUCCGUGCUGGGCGACAGAAGUAAUGGGGGUCCUCAAAAGGGUUGACCGCGUUUCUAAUGUGGAAGGUAUAUUCUGUUCGUGUCUGCGAACACUCACUCUUGACAAUCAAUAUCAUACAACCCGUGGCCUUGGUGGCGGUGCGCCGUCUCUGGAGCUGGAGGGUGAGCUACGCAACCUCAUCGAGUUUCGCAGGUCCGAGGACAUCCCUAUCGAGCAUGUCAACCUUGCCCGCCACGUUUCAUCAAUGUUCUGUUCCUCUUCUUUGACCUGGCUUCGAGAAAAUGUCCAGCUUAAGAUCACAGCCUGA